Rubroshorea leprosula is the source of this 2184-nucleotide messenger RNA. Lineage: Eukaryota; Viridiplantae; Streptophyta; Magnoliopsida; Malvales; Dipterocarpaceae. The record is from the annotation of a GenBank genome assembly.
GUGUUCUGCUUGGUUAGAUUUUCUUUUCUUACAGCAUAUCCUUUUUUUUUAUUUAAUUAUGGAGAAAUCUAAUAUUUCGCAACCAAUUUCAACCAUUCUCAAUGGUUCAAAUUAUGUACUGUGGGCUCAAAGUAUGCGUAGUUUCUUGAAAGGUCAAAAAUUAUGGCGGUAUAUUACUGGUGACAUUACACUUCCACAGAAAAUUACUGAUGAGAUAGAUAAGAAGUAUGUUGACCGUCUGGAGGAUUGGGAUAGCAAAAAUCAUCAGAUCAUCACUUGGUAUCAUCAUAUCAUCACUUGGUUUCGUAACACCUCAAUUCCCUCCAUUCACCUUCAGUUUGGACGGUAUGAAACAGCUAAGGAAGUGUGGGAUUUGCUUGCAGCCAGGUAUACCACCUCUGAUUUAUCCAGUCAAUAUCAAUUGUGGGAAGAGUUACACAAUUUGAAACAAGAACAUGGAAAGUCCAUUAUUAGUUUUUAUGCUAAGAUGGAGGCUAUUUGGGAUCAGCUUGCUCUCUCAGAACCAACCUUCAAUAACACUGUUGAUAUUAGGAAGUACAUUAAGUAUCGUGAUAAAAUGAGGUUAAUUCAAUUUCUUAUGGCACUUACUGAUGAUUUUGAACCAUGCAGAGCCUCUUUAUUGCAUCAGUCUCUUUUACCUAUCUUGGAUAGUGCUCUCUCACGAUUAUUAUCUAAUGAAACUCGUUUAGGCUCACUUAAGCCUAAACGAGAUACUACUGUGGCUGCAACUAUCAACAAGUUUCCUUCGAGUAAGAGAGGACAAAAGUAUUGUCAGCACUAUAACAAGUACGGACAUGCUCUAUAUGAAUGCAAUUUAGUAGAAUGUCAUAAAUGCAAGCAGAAAGGCCAUAUUGCGCCUAAUUGUACUACUUCACUACCUCAGAGAUCUAAUCAGUGGAAGACCCAAUCAAAGCCUGAUCAGUCUUCCAAGCCUGUGGUUGUUCCAGCUGCUACCAAUGGGGAUACCUUAGUCCAUCCUUCGAUUGGUAAUCUAGAAACCCUUCUUAGACAGAUGGUAUCAUCUUCCUCUACAUCUAUUGCCUUGCCUACCAUCCUAGGAUCCACAGGGUCUCCUAAUGAGCUUUCAAAUGAUCAAACUUCCACGACUCCUGUUUCAAAAGAUGUCUCUUCUGCGGAUAUUGCACUUGGAACAAAUGAGAUUGAAAAUCCACCAGUUACUUCCUCUUCUAGUCAUCCUACGCGGGCUUUGGAAAAGACAAGUACUUGGGACUUGGUUGAUCUUCCUACUGAUAAGACUCUUGUUGGAUGCAAGUGGGUAUACAAGAUCAAAACUCAUUAUGAUGGAUCUGUGGAGCGCUAUAAGGCACGUUUGGUGGCAAAGGGUUUUACGAAGGAAUAUGGCAUUAACUAUGAGGAGACCUUUGCUCCUAUUGCUCGUCUUACCACAGUAUGUACUUUACUAGCUAUUGCUGCUGUACGUAAAUGGAAGCUGUUUCAGAUGGAUGUGAAGAAUGCCUUUCUUAAUGGUGAUUUGGAAUACGAGGUUUAUAUGAAACUGCCUCCUGGACUUACUCCUCCUUCGAAUAAGGAAAUGGUUCUCUUACUCAUAUAUGUUGAUGAUAUGAUUAUCACUAGAGAUGAUGUUUCAGGGAUUGAUGAGCUUAAGCAGUUUCUCAGCCACAGAUUUGAGAUGAAAGACCUUGGCUCUUUGAGUUAUUUUUUGGGACUUGAAGUUACAUCCUCAGAUGCUGGUUAUCUUCUCUCUCAAAUGAAAUAUGCAUAAGAUCUUAUAUCUAAAAUCGAUCUCACUGAUAGUAAGAAUGUCUCCACACCUCUUGAACUGAAUGUCAAGCUCACACCAUUAGAUGGUUCUCCACUCCCUGACCCUACUCGUUAUCGGUAGUUGGUUGAUAGUUUUACUACGACACACCCAGACAUAGCAUAUGCAGUUCAUGUUGUUAGUCAGUUUAUGGCUGCCCCUCGCUCCACUCAUUAUGCCGUUGUACUUCGUAUUAUUCGCUAUGUUAAGGGAACACUAUUUCAUGGACUUCACUUCUCAGCUCAUUCCUCCCUUGUCCUUCAUGCAUAUUUAGACGCUGAUUGGGCUGGUGAUCUUACAGAUCGAAGAUCCACUACUGGCUAUUGUCUCUUUCUUGGUAACUCUCUUAUUUCAUGGCGUAGUAAGAAACAAGUUAUUCCAUC